Cavenderia fasciculata is the source of this 543-nucleotide messenger RNA. RefSeq lists its product as uncharacterized. Lineage: Eukaryota; Evosea; Eumycetozoa; Acytosteliales; Cavenderiaceae. Bases 1 to 543 code for a protein of 180 amino acids. The record is from RefSeq and is a predicted model, not a curated record. The transcript is spliced from 3 exons.
AUGAGUAGAAGACAAAACAGACCAGAAUUAGAUGGAGAGUAUCUUGAUGAACAAGAACAAAAAGAUUUAAUUUCAACUCUAUUAGAUACAGAUCAAGGUUUAAAUAAUUUCUAUUUAAAAUUAAUAAGUACAAUUGGAUUUAUAUUUGGAUUCUUGAAAAUGUUGGUAGCAGUAUUACCAUUUAAUAUAUUACCAUUUGAAAAUGAAGCACAUCUUGUAAUGGGUAAAUACUUUUCUGGAUUCAUUAUAUUUUGGUUGGAAUGGAUGUCUGCCAGUGCAUUUAUAGCUGGUGCUAUUGCAAUGUUUCCCGGUUUGGUAAAGGGUUUCAUUCGUAGAUGGAUCAUGUUGGUUUGCAGUGGUUUCACCUUUAUUGGUAGUUUCCUUCUCUACAUUGCAACCGGUUCAUUGUUUACUAGUCUUUGGACACUUGGUGUCAAUUCUGUCUUUUUAAUGGGUUGUUUCUACGUAUCGAAAUUAACAAACAAUACCAAUACUGAUAUUCAAAACCUUUCAAAAUAUAUGUAUUCUCAUAAAAAGGUUUAA